AUGUCAAAGUCUUUAGGUAAUGUUAUUUUGGCGGAACAUUUUGCUCAAAAAUAUGACCCUAAUGCUUUACGCUAUUUAAUUUUAAAUAGUCAUUAUAAUCAAGUAAUUAACCUUAGUGAGGAAUUGAUUCGGCAAGCGAUGGAUUAUCUCCAAAAAAUAAGAAACUUACUCAAAAAAUUGAACUUUUAUUUGUAUACGGAAAAAAUAAAAUUUGCAGAGCAAAAACCACUCAAAAGAAAAGAAAUAGUUAAUAGUUUACUAAAUAACCUUAAUACUGUAAAAGUCCUUUUUUUUUUGGAGCAGUCCAUCAAUUCACUUAACAAAAGUAUUGAUAAGAAAGAAAAUGAUAACCAAGAAUUAGUGGAAACCAUUAGCAACUUUCAUUUUAUGUUGGACUGGUUGGGAUUUAAGUUUAACCUAGCCCCUUACAAUUCAGAAGUUAAAUUAUUAAUUAAAACUUGGCAGGAAUUACGAAAAAGAGGUGAUUACCAGCUGGCAGAUAAGAAAAAUUAUGAAAGAGAAGUUAGAGUCUGUUUAACUAAAAAAUUGCUAAAUUAUGCUGAUAAAAACAAAGAAUUAAUGAUAAAAAAGAUGGAAGAGAAGAUCAAACUGGCUAAAAAUAAUACUUAUCAGAAUUUGGAAAAGUCCCAAAUAAAAACCUGGUGGGAGCGACUGCCAUUGGAGCACCGAGCCAAGAGUUCAGAAAAUUUAACUAAAUUACUAGAAAACAACUCUUUACAAAUAAAUAAAAUUAAUUUUUUAUUAGUUUUUUAUCAAUUACCGGAGUUAAUAAUUUUGGGAAUUAAUAUUCUCUUUUUGUUUCUUUAUUAUCAAAUUUAUUGUGGAGGUGCCGGAGGUUUAGAGAUAUUAGAGACUUGGACUAAUUUAAAAAAUAAACUAAGUAAAUUAGUCUAUUUAGAUCAGAAUAAAGGACUAAUAAAAGAUGCGGUAGAAUUUCACUUACUACACGCUUCUAGUUUUACUUCUGCUCAUAGAGAUUUUCGCAAUAGAGGAGAAUUAGUACUACUAAGAGAUGAUUUAACGCGGGUUAAUAAUGCCCUUAGUAUUAAUAAUCCUCGCAUUCAAGAUUUUGAAGCUCAAAAGGUCAAAAAUGAGAGAAUUGUAGAAAAGUGUAAAGAGUUAUUAAGUAAGUUAGAAUAA
Funneliformis geosporum is the source of this 1161-nucleotide messenger RNA. NCBI's taxonomy places the organism in Eukaryota, Fungi, Glomeromycota, Glomeromycetes, Glomerales, Glomeraceae. The record is from the annotation of a GenBank genome assembly.